UGCCCCCCAAAAGGAGUAGACCGAGUGGGGGCUGAGGACAUGUGUUCACUGCCCCCCAGGAGGGGAUGAGUCAGAGAUGGGGUGCUGCUUCAUGCCAGGAGCCAUGCCCCAGCUCCUACCUCAGGGGGCCGAGAGAGAUAAAGGGGCCGUGAAGGGGGCAGAGGGCCAGAGCACAGCAGCACACUGCCUGGCGCCAGCCACGGGCAGCCCCGGCAGCCCCACCGUGCCCCAGAGGAGGCUGCUGCUGCCUGACCACGCGAUGACCAGGUGGCCUCUGCUGGUGCUGAUGGUCCUGACGUCACGCAGGGCCCUGCUUGUCCCUGCGACCCCUAUCCCAGCCUUCCAGCUCUUCCCUCAGAACCCUCCCCAGGCCACUCCCCGCCCUGUGGCCUUGGAGAGCACCCCAGCCAGCACCACAGGCCCCUCCACUGCUUGGGGCCACCCGAGCCCCGGCCCCCGCCCGGGCCCCCGCAUCACCCUCUCGCUGGAUGUCCCCAUUGGCCUCCUGCAGAUCUUACUGGAGCAGGCCCGCACCAGAGCUGCGAGGGAGCAGGCCGCCACCAAUGCUCGCAUCCUGGCCCACGUUGGCCGCCGCUGAGCCACAGAAUGGGGGUCACAAUGAUGGGGCCACCCCGCGUCAGGAGACCUGGAAGGCGGUGGCAGAGCAGGACGGCACUACAUCUGGGCAUGGUGCGCCUGGCCACCGCCCUGUGGGGUCACUGCCAGGUGGUGUCCUGUCACAGCUGAGUGCCUCUCAGAGCCACGGUGCGUCUGGACAGCCUGGACGUUGCCAGGCUGGGGGGCUGCCAAAUGGAGUCGUGCCACACCUGGAGCCCUGCAGACUUCCAAUAUGUCUGGACAGCUUGGACACUACCGUGGAAUGUCACUACUGUGUGAAGUUUCGCCAUGUCUGGGUGCCCCACAGUCAAAGAGCAUCCGGACAGUCAAUGUGGUUACUCUUGGGCCACUUUUAGGAGCCUCGACACCGGAGCCUGAUAUGUUAUCUGAGACCAGUCUGCCUAAGACUGGAUCUACAGGUCUGCCCUGCCCCCCACGGUCACCACACAGGGACGUGCAGGCUGAGGGUUACAUGCAUGUUUUGUGCUCCCAAAAGCAGCACCCCCCUUAGAUAAGGGGGCCAUCGGGGGCAUUUCCAGGCAUGGGUGGCCGGAUGUGGGAAGUCUGUGGCUGUGGCAUCCUGGGUUUGUGGCAGGUGUACGCGUGCCUGGGUGGCUGCGUCUCAGUGUAUCUGAUAGCUGUGAGUGUGUGUGGGCAAGGUGAGGGCAUGUGAGGGGGCUGCAAGGAACAGGGGCUUGUUCCCCAAACCAGCAUGAAACACACUCAACGCACAGCCAGGCACUGUCCUACCCACACGCCUGCACACCCAGCCGUGGCCCUCGGACACACGUGGCUCGGGCUGCUGAGGCUCCAGCCCAGCGCUGCACCUCCUUCAUCGAACUGUCCAGAGCAAACGUGCUCAUCUUUCCAAGCCUCAGCUUCCUCCUCUGUAGAGCAGAGCAAUGCCACCAGGUUUCUUGUGAGCACUGAGCAACAGUGUACAUGAGGGUUCUGGCAUGCAGGAAAGAGCUCAAUAAACGUAGC
Ailuropoda melanoleuca (giant panda) is the source of this 1602-nucleotide messenger RNA. RefSeq names its product urocortin 2 (gene UCN2). Gene Ontology annotation, biological process: hormone-mediated signaling pathway; cellular response to nutrient levels; adenylate cyclase-activating G protein-coupled receptor signaling pathway. Gene Ontology annotation, cellular component: extracellular region. The transcript has 2 exons. The record is from RefSeq and is a predicted model, not a curated record. NCBI's taxonomy places the organism in Eukaryota, Metazoa, Chordata, Mammalia, Carnivora, Ursidae. The coding region runs from base 77 to 598 and encodes 173 amino acids. Gene Ontology annotation, molecular function: corticotropin-releasing hormone receptor 2 binding; hormone activity.